AUGAAAGCAAGCCUAAAGCCCCCUUAUAUGAUUGCAUUGAUGCGCAAGUUAGAGAUUUGGGUUAUUCUCUUGAGCACAUUCUUGAUGGAGACGGCCCCAACGGCUGCUAAUUCUUUGAUGAGACAGGGAUAUCUAGAUGAACAAUUUAUUCAAUUGGAAGAGCUACAGGAUGCAGAAAAUCCAAAUUUCGUCGAAGAAGUUGUUACAAUGUACUACAGGGAUUCGGCUCGAUUAAUCCAAAAUAUAGAGCAGGCUUUGGAAAAGAACCCUCUUGAUUUUGCUAAGCUGGACAAUAAUAUGCACCAGUUCAUGGGGAGUAGUAGCAGUAUUGGAGCAAAAAAGUUGAAAAAUGAGUGCACACAAUUCAAUGAGUGCUGCAAAACAGGAAAUGGAGAAGGAUGCAAGAGAACUUUCCAACAAGUGAAGAAAGAAUAUGCUGCUCUUAAAAAGAAAUUAGAACAAUAUUUUCAGUUUUCAAGACAAAUUGGCCCUGUUGAGAAGGCAUGUCGUCCAAAAUAA
Fraxinus pennsylvanica is the source of this 519-nucleotide messenger RNA. The record is from the annotation of a GenBank genome assembly. NCBI's taxonomy places the organism in Eukaryota, Viridiplantae, Streptophyta, Magnoliopsida, Lamiales, Oleaceae.